Molecule: messenger RNA, 1134 nt
Organism: Sphenostylis stenocarpa
Lineage: Eukaryota; Viridiplantae; Streptophyta; Magnoliopsida; Fabales; Fabaceae
Source: the annotation of a GenBank genome assembly
AUGGAUGAAGGACAUGUUGGAGCAUGGAAGGUCAAGAACAACAUAGAAUGGUGGUGUGAUUCUGUAUUUUCUAUUCAUUACACUAUGGAUAAGUACGAGGCCGUUAAAGAUUUGGGAACUGGCAAUUUUGGGGUGGCCAGGCUUAUGAGGAACAAGGUCACCAAGGAGCUCGUAGCCAUGAAAUACAUCGAGCGUGGCCAAAAGAUUGAUGAGAACGUGGCAAGGGAGAUUAUGAACCACAGGUCCCUUCGGCAUCCCAAUAUAAUUCGUUACAAGGAGGUGGUUUUAACUCCCACACAUUUAGCAAUUGUGAUGGAGUAUGCAGCAGGUGGAGAGCUCUUUGAGAGGAUAUGCAGUGCUGGCAGGUUCAGUGAAGAUGAGGCUAGAUAUUUCUUUCAGCAGCUGAUAUCCGGUGUCCAUUUCUGCCAUACCAUGCAAAUAUGCCACAGAGAUUUGAAGCUAGAAAAUACCCUUCUAGAUGGAAGUCCUGCGCCUCGGUUGAAAAUUUGUGACUUUGGUUAUUCCAAGUCAUCUUUGCUGCACUCACGACCCACCUCCACGGUUGGAACACCAGCUUAUAUAGCACCGGAAGUUCUUUCUAGGCGAGAGUACGAUGGAAAGUUGGCUGAUGUAUGGUCGUGUGGAGUGACUCUUUAUGUCAUGCUGGUUGGAGCAUAUCCCUUUGAGGACCAGGAUGACCCUAGGAAUUUUAGGAAAACAAUACAGCGUAUAAUGGCUGUUCAAUACAAAAUCCCUGAUUAUGUUCACAUAUCUCAAGAUUGUAGACAACUCCUCUCUCGUAUAUUUGUUGCAAAUCCAUUGAGGAGAAUUACUAUUAAGGAAAUUAAGAGCCACCCGUGGUUUUUGAAGAACCUUCCAAGGGAGCUAACUGAAUCAGCUCAAGCUAUGUAUUACCAAAGAGACAGCCCAAACUUUCACCUUCAAAGUGUGGACGAGAUAAUGAAAAUUGUCGGAGAGGCAAGAAAUCCACCUCCAGUAUCUAGACCUGUCAAAGGUUUUGGCUGGGAAGGUGAAGAAGAUUUGGAUGAAGAAGUGGAGGAAGAGGAGGAUGAAGAUGAGUAUGAUAAGAGGGUCAAAGAGGUUCAUGCAAGUGGGGAAUUCCAGAUUACUUAA